Molecule: messenger RNA, 3084 nt
Organism: Manduca sexta (tobacco hornworm)
Lineage: Eukaryota; Metazoa; Arthropoda; Insecta; Lepidoptera; Sphingidae
Gene: PpD3
Product: serine/threonine-protein phosphatase 5
Exons: 9
Coding region: 169-1644 (491 amino acids)
Cellular component (GO): cytosol; nucleus
Molecular function (GO): protein binding; protein serine/threonine phosphatase activity
Source: RefSeq, a predicted model, not a curated record
CAAUUGACAUACCAUUCAGUCUUUUCAUUCAUUAAUUAAUCUGUCAAUUAAUUUUUCAUGAAUUGCGGAUAGCAUGUAAAUGAAUGUGAGAAUAUCACGAUUUAUAUGAUUAGCCAAUUAAUUUACUUUAUUACAUUAUAAAUUUUACAUUAAAUUUGACUCGGUGCGAUGGCUAAUACUCAGGAAAUUACGGGACCCGUCUCGCAAGAAGACAUAGAGGCGGCGGAAAAAUUGAAAAAUGAAGCUAAUGAAUAUUUUAAAAGGCAAGAUUACAACGGAGCUAUUGAGUUAUAUACAAAAGCAAUAGAGAAGAAUCCAAAUAAUGCGGUGUUUUACGCGAAUAGGAGUAUAUCGAAUUUGCGGCUGGAGAAUUUUGGUUAUGCGCUAACCGACGCUUCGAAGGCAAUAGAGUUGGACAAAGCUUACACCAAGGCGUAUUACAGACGGGCCGCGGCUCACAUGUCCCUUGGGAAGUACAAAUUAGCGCUUAAGGAUUUUGAAUAUGUAACCAAAGUUAGGCCCAAUGAUCAAGAUGCAAAACUUAAAUACAACGAGUGCAAUAAAAUUGUCAAGAAGAUUGCGUUUGAAAAGGCCAUUUCGGUUGAUAACAUGGAUAUGAACAUAGCUAAUUCCAUCAACUUAGAUGCUAUGACAAUCGAAGAUGACUACAAUGGCCCUGCCCUUGAAGAUGGCAAAGUUACUCUCAAAUUCGCAACCGAUCUGAUGGAACAUUACAGACAACAAAAAAAAUUACAUAAAAAAUAUGCGUACAAGAUCCUGAUCGACGUGAAGGCGUAUCUACAGACGCAACCGUCGCUAGUCGACAUCAAAGUGGCGGACAAUCAGAAGUUCACGGUGUGCGGCGACAUCCACGGCCAGUACUACGACCUGCUGAACAUAUUCGCGCUGAACGGGUUACCAUCGGAGACCAACCCUUAUCUGUUCAACGGAGACUUUGUGGACCGGGGGUCGUUCAGUGUUGAGUGCAUUUUCACUCUGUUCAGUUUUAAACUGCUGUACCCGGACCACUUCUUCAUGUCUCGAGGAAACCACGAGACAAUAGACAUGAACCGAAUGUACGGAUUCCGCGGCGAAGUGACAGCAAAAUACACAUCACCGAUGGCGGAUCUGUUCACCGAAGUGUACAACUGGCUGCCGCUCGCUCAUUGCAUCAACAACAGGGUGCUGGUCAUGCACGGGGGUCUGUUCUCGAGGGAUGACGUCACCCUCGACGACAUCAGGAACGUUGAGAGGAACAAGCAACCGCCUGAGGAAGGCAUAAUGUGCGAGCUUCUGUGGUCGGACCCGCAGCCGAUGUUGGGUCGCUCGCCGUCGAAACGCGGCGUCGGCUGUCAGUUCGGACCCGACGUGACCAACGCUUUCCUGCAGCGGAACAACCUCGACUACAUCAUCCGCAGCCACGAGGUCAAGAACGAGGGCUACGAACUGGCUCACGACGGCAAAUGCAUCACCGUGUUCUCGGCGCCUAAUUAUUGCGACACAAUGGCCAACCUCGGUGCUUUCAUCACAAUGAACGGAAAAGACUUGAAGCCAAACUUCACUACUUACGAAGCGGUGCCCCACCCGUACGUGAAGCCGAUGGCGUACGCAAACUCCUUGUUCAGUAUCCUUUGUCAAUCAUAAGUCUAUAAGCUUUCUUUACUGAAUGUGCGCUCUUUCAUACAAAUUGGUAUCAAUUCUCAUUUGUGGUGUUUACGAAGUCGAUACGAGUGAAUGUUGUAUUUAGUUGCGAAUAAUUUCCGUGUUGUGGCAUUAUUGGUGCUUAAUUAUACAUUUUUAAUGUUAUAUGUGUUGUGUAGCAUUUUGACAUGUGUGUUGACAUAAAACACGAUGCAUGAGCUAAACGUGAUCUAAAGCACUAUAAUAGUACAUAAAUUAGACUCUAAUAAUUAUAGAAUACGACUCGAUUUAGUUUGGCUCAAUGAAUCUCAAUUUUGUAGCUCAUAUCUCGUUUUUUAUAAGUAUUAAAAUGUAGUAUUUUUUAUUUUAUUUUAAAUUAAGUAUCGUGUAAUAUCUAGUCUGUUAUAAAUAGCUACAAGAAUUACAAUAAGUAAAAGUAGAGCAUAUCCCACCGGGAGCAUUUGCGAUUGAAAAUCCGAACAAAAAAAGACAUUAGGGAUAGAGGACUUGUUCCUCAGACGCAGUAUAAUAAUUGAGCAAUUCACAUAUCUGUAUAAUCAAAAUAAUGCUAUCUCUCUCGCACGCACAUUCUUUCAUAAUGAUGACGUCACUAUGUGCAUAAGUUGGUAUACUACGACAUCUGAAGUACUUAAGUGCUUAAUUUUACGUUGCAAUUUUGAUUGUUCAAUAUAGCUGUUUUAAUUCUAUUUUUAAAGACGGAUUUUCUAAAGAAGAUAAAUAAGAAAUCAAUAUGAAAAUGCUCAAAAUUUAAGAUUAAGUAGGCUAUUUGAUGCUCCCAGUGUGGUAGCUCUAAGCGUACAUUUAUUUUUUAUAGUCUCGUAUUGACUUCGUAGCGGGUUUACAUUAUUCGUGCUUUCUAACUCUAGCAAUUGUGUUACGUGAUAUUUGGAUUUAUCAUUUCUUAAAUAUCUAACUUCAUAUAAAACAAAGUCCCUCGUUGCCUCUAUCUGUCUAAACGCGAUAAUCUCAAAAACUACCGAACGAAUUUCGAUGAUAAUUGGUAUGGAGUUUGAUUCCCAGGAUGGGAAGGGUUAUAGGCUGCUUUUUGUCCCGGAAAAACAUAUGGCGGGAAUUCUAUCCCGGAAAACUUUUAUUCAGACGGAGUCGCGAGCAAUUCAUUUUAAAACAAAGAAACAUCAGUGAUGUCACAAUAUGAUUUCUUAAAUUCUUAGACAUUACAAAAUCGACUUUAAUUUCGUGUCAUAGAUUUGUUAUUCGAACUGUUUCAAAUUUGUCAUACAAUUAUACAUUGUUCAAAUUUGCUUUCUUUCAAUUGUUUUUGGGAUCAUGAGCAUGUUUAAUAUUUAUUUCAUAUGUUUUCAUCAUAAGAAUGCAUUUUUCUUAUUUUAACACCCUGUAUUUCGUAAAUUCUGUUAUAAAAAUAUACAUUUCUGUAGUAAAAAAGGGUAUUCAAGCAUGUAA